Messenger RNA from Aspergillus sclerotioniger CBS 115572, 618 nucleotides. RefSeq lists its product as uncharacterized. The transcript has a single exon. The record is from RefSeq and is a predicted model, not a curated record. NCBI's taxonomy places the organism in Eukaryota, Fungi, Ascomycota, Eurotiomycetes, Eurotiales, Aspergillaceae. The coding region runs from base 114 to 509 and encodes 131 amino acids.
CAAAAAACGAAAGAGGAAGAAGGAAAGACAGAACGUGCUUACCGCUACACAAAUACCCUAGCUAGCUACCCUCCCUGCUGUAGGAUGAUGUGUCGAACCAGACUCGAUGGAGGAUGACAACUUGUCGGGGCCGAGAAGCAGGCCUGGUUCAUGGAUCGGGAGAGGCUAAAGAAAGUUUGGUAGUGGCCUCGUUGCUUCUUCGCAGAUGGCUCAGGAGUCAGGAGAGAACGCACUGCAUGGCUCGUGAUGAACGAGCAUGUGCCUGCAGGUGCCUGCAGCGACGCCAUCAUCCGAUUUGCUUCUAUGCCAUUGUUAUGCCUCUAGUGCUGUCGGUCUCUGCAGUAGUUCGUUCCAAGAGUUGCCCUAGUGCCUGGUCUGGCACCGUAUUGACCGACUGGUGUCCUCCUCCUUAUCACCUUGUCAGCAGAGAUUUCGUGCAACUAGCCAAACCCAGACUCGGACUGGUGUCAGGAGCAGAUCUAUCUCCGAGCAAAGCCAUGAUGCCAUGAUGCCAUGAUGCCAUCGCAUCGCAUCUGAUCCCAGCAUGCCGGUCCAUGCUUAACCUUCCGAGUAACCAUCCCCGCACCAUCCACGGUUUCCCCCGCCUGGUGAUUCAUA